This is a messenger RNA of Paralichthys olivaceus (Japanese flounder), 3081 nucleotides long. It is a transcript of the gene wfikkn1, whose product is annotated as WAP, follistatin/kazal, immunoglobulin, kunitz and netrin domain containing 1. Gene Ontology annotation, molecular function: receptor antagonist activity; transforming growth factor beta binding; serine-type endopeptidase inhibitor activity. Gene Ontology annotation, biological process: transforming growth factor beta receptor signaling pathway. The record is from RefSeq and is a predicted model, not a curated record. Gene Ontology annotation, cellular component: extracellular region. NCBI's taxonomy places the organism in Eukaryota, Metazoa, Chordata, Actinopteri, Pleuronectiformes, Paralichthyidae.
GCUAUUGAAAAUGCGUCGCUUUACGUCUUCCCACCUGACCGCGGCAUGUCUGAGCUCCGUGUGAACGCGGGACGGCGGUAAACUGAGCCACGUCUAGACGAGCAGGACGUAAACAACUUGUUUUGCAAGACGCGCUGCGACACGCCUCGUGUUUGGUUUUCACGCCCUCCUCCGCGCGCUGUAAAAAAAGAGAAAAGAUAGCUUUCCUCCACAAUUUAAUGUUGCGCGCAAGGAAUCCAGGACUUGCGCUGCGUAAAACAUCCAGGACGCAUCCGAAGUUAUGACCGAGGAUGGAGACAUAAGCAGCAGCGACAGCAGCUCUCAGGGAGAGAACAGCACAUUACCUUAUUUAUGAAUGGCACCUCCAUAAAUUCUGUCUGGACGCGUUUAACGUUGGAUUUCUCACCGGAAUGUUUUGGCUCCGUGCGCACGGUUGUUGGGACAGCUUGCCACCGCGGCCCCACGCCUCCUUUGAUGUUUUUACAAUGUUUGUCCAGUUGCUUAGCGCACGGUGCUGCUUCAUAAAAGUUUCAGACACCGGACGACCGUGGGGGCGGUCAGAGGGGGCUGCCCUUUCCACCUCCAUUCACACCCUGAAAGGCUGAUGUUGCGUCUUUCUCUCACAUUGUGCUGCUCCGCUCGCGUCUUCUUGCUGGAUUUUGGGGGGAUUCGUCCUGAAUGAGAUUCUGUGUAUUGUUGCGAGAGUUUUGUUUUGAAUGUGAAGGCGGAUAUUUCACGCAGCCCAGAUACCUUUUUAUACUUAACCCAGGAUUUAUACUUUGUUCUUUAAAUGUCCAGCGCAUGGGAACUCGUUCUGAUCGUAAGGAAUGGAUCAACCCUCCUGUCUUGCUUAAUUUUUACGCACAAAACGGAUGGCCACAUUUGAAAACCGUCAAUAGUCCUCUUCCUUUUUUGAAGACCUAAAGGAGGUAUGGAAUUACUGGGUGCGAGACUCAUGCAAAAGGGCAAAGAUGUAUAAAAUUCCUCUGCAGCUUCUGGAGGAUAGACGUCCAAAGGAAACGCAUUGUCAUAAUGCACACAACUCAAACAGCCGAGGAUUAGGAUGGAUUUGUGCGUAUUUGUUGAUGCUCCUGCUUUGCGAACUACCCGACCUCUCUUUGUGCGCAAGUGUGGCAGAAGCCAAAGUUGAACAUGAGGGACUUUGUCCCAACAAGCUGAACUCUAAUCUCUGGGUUGAUGCGCAAAGCACCUGCGAGAGGGAAUGCAAUGUGGAUGAGGACUGUGCUGACUUUGAGAAAUGCUGCACCAAUGUAUGUGGCCUCUACAGCUGUGUGUCUGCCCGUUUCUCUGAUGGCACCUCUGCUCAGCCAGAUGGACAGGGUGGAGGAGAAGGAGGUGAUAACCAAAACUCUACUGCAACCUGUGAGGGCUUUAUCUGCAGCCAGCAAGGAGCAACUUGUGACAUUUGGGAUGGGCAGCCCAUCUGCAAGUGCCAGGACCGAUGUGAGAAAGAGCCCAAUUUCACCUGUGCGUCAGAUGGACUCACCUACUUCAACCGCUGCUACAUGGAUGCAGAGGCCUGUGUCCGCGGGGUGACUCUGACUGUGGUCGCCUGCCGUUUCUACCUAGCCGGGCCCCACAGCAGUCCUCUGCCUCAGGACACCACUGUUAAUCCCACCCCUACAUCCUCCCAGGAGGACCCUCUGCCCCCCACUCUGUACUCCAACCCUCACCAUCAAUCCAUUUAUGUCGGAGGCACAGUCAGCUUCCACUGCGACGUCACCGGAGUCCCCAAACCUGAUGUAACAUGGGAGAAACAGAGUGAUCGACGAGAACGGCUGGUCAUGAGGCCUGACCAGAUGUACGGCAACGUGGUUAUCACCAACAUCGGACAGCUAGUCAUUUACAACGCCCAGGUGUGGGACACAGGUAUCUACACCUGCAUCGCACGGAAUUCGGCAGGAGUUCUUCGUGCAAACUUCCCUCUCUCUGUCAUUCGCCAGGGUGAUGAUGAUUUCUUUGAGGAUCCUGAGAUGCCCAUGGGGAGACCAUUCUCACCAGCAGACUGUCUGGCUGAAGUAGAUCUGAGGGUGUGCAGUGGUGAGCGGCACGUGGACUGGUAUUAUGAUAGCAAGCUGGGCUCCUGUAUGGCCUUCAGCAACGGUGGGUGUGACGACAGCCGCAACCGCUUUGAGACCUACGAGGAGUGCAAGGCCUCCUGUCAGAGAGAGGGGAUGGGCAUCUGCUCCCUACCUGCCGUUCAGGGCCCCUGCAAAUCUUGGGAGGCACGUUGGGCCUGGAAUUCGGUCAUGAAAGAGUGCCAAGCCUUCGCCUAUGGCGGCUGCCAUGGGAAUGCCAACAACUUCCGCACCAAAAAGGAGUGUGAAGCGAACUGCCCACAACCAAAAAGGAAACCUUGUAAGACCUGUCGGGUGAAGGGGAAAAUGGUGCCCAGCUUAUGCCGCAGUGACUUUGCCAUCGUAGGCCGGCUGACAGAGCUGGUGGAGGAUCUGGACUCUGGGUUAGCCCGCUUCAGCUUGGAUGAGGUCCUGAGAGACGAAAAGAUGGGAUUGACUUUCUUCAACACCAAACACCUUGAGGUGACGAUCGCCAAGAUAGACUGGAGCUGUCCCUGCCCAAACAUCACUAUGGAGGAAAACCCACUGCUGGUGAUGGGGGUGGUGCAGGACGGCAUCGCCAUCAUCCAAUCAGACAGCUACGUCAGAGCCAUAACUGAACGCAGACUCAAGAAGCUACGUGAGGUUUUGGGCAAAAAGACCUGCGGGUCAUCGUAGAACUCCACAGACAUGGCCUUGUUUAUCCACAGAGUGUCUGUGGUUUACUUUUAGCACUCAAGAUAAACAUUUUCCCUUUAAAUCAAAGGCAAAAAUAUGUUUAUUACUGUAUGUUAAUGUAGGUUUGAGAGAUCAACACAGGUUGUACAACAUUCCAGAUGUGUUUGAGAUGUGUUGUGCGUCAAUUUAUAUAAAUGGUCCCUUUUAAAAUGAGUUUUAAUACAGAUGUUUUGUUUUCAUGUUUUUUCUGUUUGUGUUUUACAAAAAUGACUUGCUUGCGAUGCUAAAAAUAGACUCCUACAACAUAUUACCUCUAUAUUUAGUU